This is a messenger RNA of Penicillium alfredii, 690 nucleotides long. RefSeq lists its product as uncharacterized. The coding region runs from base 1 to 690 and encodes 229 amino acids. The record is from RefSeq and is a predicted model, not a curated record. Lineage: Eukaryota; Fungi; Ascomycota; Eurotiomycetes; Eurotiales; Aspergillaceae. The transcript is spliced from 3 exons.
AUGCCAUUCGACAGUCAGAAGGGAUCGGCAUUAAUCAAGGAAAUGCGAAAAUAUAUGGAAUGGCACACUAUGGUUGAUGUGCUCAAAGAUCCGCCGCCGGGGUACGCCUCUCCACCCACCGAUCUAUUCAAAGGUCUUGAUGAAAUCCAUGUCAACGCCACCCAAUCGAAAUAUCAGAGCCAGUUGGAAUUUGAUGCCAAGCUCCUAGCCAGCGACUCCCAUCGUGUCUCACCGGUGACAUCGAUCAACGGCCACAAAGUGGAGUUACAUCUGAAUCAGCUUGCCUUGGCCCAGCAUGAGCAAGAUCCCGAUGCAAGGUAUCCUCGGCUCGGAAGCCAGUCGCCUCACGUCAGUUCAAACGCAGGGGUUUGGGAGUUCAAUGAAGGCCUUUGGCCCGGAGAGAAAGAGUUCAAAAUUGGGUUUGGCAACAAGACAGACAUGCGUGUCAAGACCACUGCUAUUCCGGGGCAAGACAUCUUGCUGUUCGCCUACCCCGACGGGCACUCCCUUUUCCAGGCUGUCUGCGUGCCCCCGAGGGAGGGCUCUAGAGAGAUGCAGAAAUUAGAUGCUAUGGAAUCUAAAAUUUCGGCGUGGACAGCCUCGGCCACCUCGACAAAAACGGCCCAGGCCUCCAGUCGAGUGCCCCAUCCUCUGCUUCGGCGACUUCGAUUCCAUUUGGCACUUCAGUAA